Metarhizium robertsii ARSEF 23 is the source of this 1491-nucleotide messenger RNA. RefSeq lists its product as uncharacterized. The coding region runs from base 1 to 1491 and encodes 496 amino acids. The transcript is spliced from 4 exons. NCBI's taxonomy places the organism in Eukaryota, Fungi, Ascomycota, Sordariomycetes, Hypocreales, Clavicipitaceae. The record is from RefSeq and is a predicted model, not a curated record.
AUGGCAGAGGCUACAACUGAAUUUGAACUGGCGCUGAAAUUCGUGCGGAGUAUAGAACUUCCACACCCAGACGGACAAUUGCUGGAAUGUUUCCUCCAAGACUCGGCAGACCCUGUGCAAGCCGCUCGCUACAUGCUCCAAAGAUGUUUUGUUGACGGCGGUGGUCUCGAUUUGGAAUCGUUUGUGUCUGAUUGGAAACAGUUGAUCAAUAUGUUUGCCCACAAAGGCCCGACCUACCAACUUCAUGACAAAGCCGUCAUUGCCAACAUCAUCGCAAGAGACCGUGGAAGGUGUUGCAUCACCGGACUAGGCAACUCUUUCUGGGAUCCGCUGGUCGUCGCUCCUAUACUGCCGGCAAAGAAGAUCCACGUGGAUGAGAAAUUGCAUGAAAUUUUUGGGGCUUUCGUCGGACCCGACCUGCGGGACUGGGUGCUGUCGAACGCGAACGCAACCUCAAAUCCCUAUCGGAACUAUUGGCUUGUCCGCAAAUCUGCGGCUGCAGCGUUUUCGGAAGGACUUUUUCAGUUCGCAAUCGGCAAAGGAUCCGAGUACCGUGUUACUGUUAUCAGAAUUGGGGGUCCAGCUUGGCCCCCCAUCAUCGAGAAGACCCCAGUGCUUCGGACUGACCAUUUUACAACCCAAUCCCUUUCCUGUGUGGAUUCUCCAGACGCUUUUGCAUUACAAAUCAUGUCACGAUUCGCGAAACCCAUUCGGUGGGCUCUGGUCUCGCGAGAGAUCGCAAGUAAAAUAUCUAACAGAGUCCCCAAUCUGCCGGCAGCUUCCCGAUGGUGCUGUUUCUCAGAAUGGGGUACUGCAGUCGUUCUGAUGGUUUGGCUGUUGGUGCCGGUCCUCAUCCGCGUAAGAGCGUAUCGUGGUCUCAUAUGUCUCGGGGCUCAUAUGUAUGGCCCAUCUUGUAGCCUCAAGGUUCAAAGACUUCCGCUUGGCAUGUACGUCAAGGUUGCGAGUAUGGAAUAUCACGACAGCUUGGCCAAUGAGUAUGCUGCGAUACAGCUCGUAAGGCGCCAUACAGAAAUACCAGUUCCUCGCGCAUUGGAUCUUGUAUCAGACUCGGACAAGUCUUAUCUUCUGACCACUAGAGUCAGUGGCAUCCGCCUUGGAAUGUGCAUUGAUACGCUCAGCGAUGACGAGGAGACGACUUUAGUUUGCGACCUACAGAGAAGCCUUGCGGAAUUGCGGGCGAUACCGAAGGUGGUUGCCCCUGAAUAUGCCAUAACCAAUGCACUUGGCAAGGCAUGUUAUGAUUACAGAAUCAUUGCGGGGUUGAAUAUUGACAGUGACGGACGAGAUUUCGUUGGACCAUUUGUUACCGAGGAGGAGUUUAACGACACCCUUCGCGUCGGCGCAUUGCCGCAUGUUUCGCAUCGCAGCGGGCAUCAAAUCGUGUUUACGCACGGGGAUCUGAAUAUGCGAAAUAUUUUGAUGCGUAAUGGGAGGCUUUCAGGAAUCGUCGAUUGGGAGAACUCGGGAUAG